This is a messenger RNA of Staurois parvus, 347 nucleotides long. NCBI's taxonomy places the organism in Eukaryota, Metazoa, Chordata, Amphibia, Anura, Ranidae. The record is from the annotation of a GenBank genome assembly.
CUAGGAAUACAGACUGCAUCUACAAACAUUUGUGAAAGAAUGGGUCGCUCUCAGGAGCUCAGUGAAGCCAAGUGUAGUACCUCGAUAGGUUGCCACCUGUGCAAUAAGUCCAUCUGUGAAAGUUCCUUUCUACUAAAUAUUCCACGGUCAACGGUUUGUGUUAUUAUAACAAAGUGGAAGCAAUUGGGAACAACAGCAACUCAGCUCGCAGCCACUGGACUCUAGAGCAGUGGAAACAUGUUCUCUGGAGUGAUGAAUCAUGCUUCUCUGGCAAUCCAAUGGACGUGUCUUGGUUUGGUGGUUGCCAGGAGAACAGUACUUGCCUGACUGCAUUGUGCCAAGUGUAA